Molecule: messenger RNA, 951 nt
Organism: Mus pahari (shrew mouse)
Lineage: Eukaryota; Metazoa; Chordata; Mammalia; Rodentia; Muridae
Product: olfactory receptor 63
Exons: 1
Coding region: 1-951 (316 amino acids)
Biological process (GO): G protein-coupled receptor signaling pathway
Cellular component (GO): membrane
Molecular function (GO): G protein-coupled receptor activity; olfactory receptor activity
Source: RefSeq, a predicted model, not a curated record
AUGCCUGGUCAGAACUACAGCACCAUAUCAGAAUUUAUCCUCUUUGGUUUCUCAGCCUUCCCACACCAGAUGCUCCCUGCUCUGUUCCUGCUCUACUUGCUGAUGUAUUUGUUCACACUUCUGGGGAACCUGGUCAUCAUGGCUGCUAUCUGGACAGAACAUAGACUCCACACACCCAUGUACCUCUUCCUGUGUGCUCUCUCCAUUUCUGAAAUUCUCUUCACUGUCGUCAUCACGCCCCGCAUGCUGUCUGACUUGCUGUCCACCCAUCGAUCCAUCACAUUUAUAGCUUGUGCUAACCAAUUGUUUUUCUCCUUCACAUUUGGCUACACUCACUCCUUUCUGCUCGUGGUCAUGGGUUAUGACCGCUAUGUGGCCAUCUGCCGCCCCCUGCAUUAUCAUGUACUUAUGAGCCUCCAAGGUUGUGCUCGACUUGUGGCAUGGUCUUGGGCUGGUGGCUCGCUUAUUGGGAUGACAUUGACAAUAAUAAUUUUUCACCUUACCUUCUGUGAAUCUAAUGUGAUCCAUCACAUUCUCUGUCAUGUAUUUUCCCUCUUAAAGUUAGCCUGUGGGGAAAGGACAGCCUUUGUCACUAUUGCUGUGAUCCUGGUGUGUGUCACACCCCUCAUAGGAUGCCUGAUCUUCAUUAUCCUUUCCUAUAUAUUUAUUGUGGCUGCCAUCUUGAGAAUCCCAUCUACUGAGGGUCGGCACAAGACAUUCUCCACAUGUGCAUCUCAUCUCACUGUAGUGAUUGUGCACUAUGGCUUUGCCUCCAUAAUUUACCUCAAGUCCAGGGGACUCUACUCACUGUACACUGAUACCCUCAUGUCCACCACCUAUACAGUCUUCACCCCCUUCCUUAGUCCAAUUAUUUUCAGCCUCAGGAAUAAGGAGCUAAAGAAUGCUAUAAUUAAAAGCUUCCACAGGAAUUUCUGUCAACAAAGUAUCUAA